Molecule: messenger RNA, 1042 nt
Organism: Helobdella robusta
Lineage: Eukaryota; Metazoa; Annelida; Clitellata; Rhynchobdellida; Glossiphoniidae
Exons: 7
Biological process (GO): protein phosphorylation; mitotic DNA damage checkpoint signaling
Cellular component (GO): nucleus; cytoplasm
Molecular function (GO): ATP binding; protein serine/threonine kinase activity
Source: RefSeq, a predicted model, not a curated record
UGACGAAAGUUUUUGACAUUUUAACUCGAAAAUUGCAAAAAUUACAGUUUGAUCAAGAAAUCGACGAAAAUUCCUCAUCAUCGUUGUAUGAUUACAUUUUAAAUGAGACCGAAUCGAAAGAUAUCCGACCUAUUGAGGUACCUCAAUCUCAGAUGAUGGAGUUAGAACUGCUGGAUAAGAAGAUUAGACGACUUAAUCUUAAACUCAAAAAGCACAACAUCUACUUGCACAUAUUUGACCAUACCGACAUUCACUAUGGACCUACAUUAGGCAAAGGUGGGGAGGGAAUUGUCCAGAAAUGUACUGUUAGGUAUAAUGAGUUGCUGGUAGAUGCUGCCGUCAAAACUGUCCUGAAUAACACUGACGACGGCCUGGAGAUUACAUUUGAUGAAAUUGAAAUGCUUUGCUUAGCCCACGAUCCGAUAAUGACGACAACGAUAAAAGUUUACGGGGUGGCAGCGGUACCGGACAGAGAGGACCCAACACAUGGCCAUUUGGUCAUUAUCAUGGAGGCAGGAAUCAAGAACGCCCUACAACUCUAUCAAGACGAAACCAUUCCCUUCCACGUUACUCUCGAUCUCUGGCAUAGGCUGGCUGUCUCCCUACACUGCAUACACAAGAAGAAUAUUAUCCACCAGGAUUUGAAACCUGAGAAUGUCCUCAUCACCGGGUUAUUCCGUGAUCAUUAUGGUAUUUUGGAGCGUCUGGAGGCCAAAGUUAUCGACCUUGGCAUGGCGAGAUUAGUUGAAGGCGGCAAGGUAGUCACAGAAGAUGUCCUUGGUACCACUGGGUACCAUUCUCCCGAGGUUCUCUUCGAUGAAACUUAUGACUUCAAGGCUGACGUGUUCGUUCUUGGGAUAACAUUUUGCGUCAUGCUGCUAAACCAGCUGACACUGAGGACAGCACCUCUGCAGGCAUUCCUGAAGCGUGUGCACGAAGCCAAGGAGAGGGGCUUGGUGGGCCAGAGUUUGUUCUUCUCAGUCAUUCAACCACUCAUUGAUAAGGAUAUCUGCUUGCCUACUGUUAUCAGUGAAAUGAUAUG